AUGGAUCCGGCACUACUGAAGCAACAGGCAGCAUUCAGGGCACGCGCAUCGCAGGCUGUCGAGAUGGCCAGGAGGAAUAACAACGCAUCCACAUCACAUUCCACCUACGACACUAUCGGAUUUCACAUCGAGAAAUGCUCAGAGUCAGGCGACAUCGAAUGCCGCCAAUUUUGGGACGAUGGCAAAAAUAGUCGAUUAUAUGAGGGUAAUUUUGAUUUUGUUAUGCUCAAAAAUUACAACUUUAGCAUACAGCUUGUUUUGGUCGUUUCUGGUAUCCUUAAUGAUUCGACAACACGGUGUUUAUAUUAUCAUAUUCAUGAGAAUUUUAUUUAUAUUGCUGAAAGAAUCUUUUUUUUUUUUUUUUCGCAGAAACGGCACUUGUCGUCACAGCAGUGGUCGCUGAGUUUAAAAGAAAUAUUGGAAGAACUACAGAUUUACGACCUUGGGAAAAAAUCGGAAGCAUGGCUUCAGGAAGCUUUGCCAGCAAAUCCACGAUUAACAGUCGAUGAAAACGGAAAAUACCUUUUUAAGCCUCCUUAUAGAAUUAAAGGAAAGAAUUCGCUACUAGCAGUACUGAAAAAACAUCACCUGGAAGGGAAAGGUGGAAUUCUGCUAUCGGAUCUGAACGAGUGCAUACCGGCUGCCGAAAAGCACAUUGAGGCACUUGGAAAUGCUGUGAUUGAUGUGCAAACAAUGGUGAACAAGCGUAAGGACCGUGUCUUUUUUUAUAACGAUCCGGAUACUGACUAUGAAGUAGACGAAAAGUUUAAAAGUUUAUGGAGAAAUGCAUCAGUUGAUCAUCUGGAUGAAAAGAAAAUAGAGGAAUACCUUCAAAAGCAUGGUAUUGAUGUGAUGAAAGAUUUAGCACCAAAGAAAGUUUUC
Gongylonema pulchrum is the source of this 882-nucleotide messenger RNA. NCBI's taxonomy places the organism in Eukaryota, Metazoa, Nematoda, Chromadorea, Rhabditida, Gongylonematidae. The record is from the annotation of a GenBank genome assembly.